Messenger RNA from Fukomys damarensis (Damara mole-rat), 2243 nucleotides. RefSeq names its product interferon-induced protein with tetratricopeptide repeats 1B. The coding region runs from base 205 to 1599 and encodes 464 amino acids. The transcript is spliced from 2 exons. Gene Ontology annotation, cellular component: cytosol. The record is from RefSeq and is a predicted model, not a curated record. Lineage: Eukaryota; Metazoa; Chordata; Mammalia; Rodentia; Bathyergidae. Gene Ontology annotation, molecular function: RNA binding; protein binding. Gene Ontology annotation, biological process: defense response to virus.
UUAGUUUCCCCUUCCAACUUCCAAUUGCAAGAACACACUCAGAGCAGCCUGCAGGCCACACCCACAUUUUUAUUUGAGAAUAUAACCCUGCUCAGAUGUUUUAAUUUACAGGAAAAGCCUCGGGACAGACGUGCCUGAUCUCCUAACAGCCAGUCUUUGCGAAAUAGGUCAGAAUUCUUGCAGAAUUGCUAAUUCCCAACAGCCAUGAGUGAGAAUCUUGAUAACCGCCAAGUCAAGGAUUGCUUGGUUCAGCUGAAAUGUCACUUUACAUGGAAACUGGUACUUGAUGACACUGACAUACGUGACUUAGAAAUCAGGGUCUCAGAACACAUCGAGAAUGUGGACAUGAACAAUACAGUAAUGUACAACCUCCAGGCCUAUGUGAGACACCUUAAAGGCCAGAAUGACAAAGCCCUGCACAGCUUGAAAGAAGCUGAAGAUUUAAUCCAGAGGGAGCACGCUGACCAGUCAGACAGGAGAAGCCUGGUGACCUGGGGCAAUUAUGCCUGGGUGCAUUACCACAUGGGCAGGUUGGCAGACGCCAAGAUGUACCUGGACAAGGUGGAGAACACUUGCAAGAAGUUUGCAAGUCCUUUCCGCUUUAAGUUAGAGUGCCCGCAGUUGGACGGUGAGGAAGGAUGGUCCUUGCUGAAGUGUGGAGGACAGAAUUAUGAGCGGGCUCAAGCCUGCUUUGAAAAGGCUUUGAAAUUCGAGCCAGAAAACCCUGAAUUUAAUGCUGGGUAUGCUAUUAUUGCCUAUCGCCAAGAUUGUGACAACAGUAAUGUAAUUUCACUAGAUCCCUUGAGGAAGGCCUUGAAACUAAAUCCUGAAGAUGGAUAUAUCAAAGUUCUUCUUGCACUGAAGCUUCAAGAUAUAGGAGAGGAAGCUGAAGGAGAAAAAUACAUUAAAGAAGCCCUAAGCAACAAGUCCUUCCAGACCUAUGUCUUUCGCUAUGCAGCCAAGUUUUAUAGAAAAAAAGGCUGUAUAGAUAAAGCUCUUCAGCUCUUUGAAAAGGCGUUGCAGGCAACACCCAACUCUGCCUACCUGCAUUACCAGAUUGGGCUUUGCUACAAGAUACAGAUGUUCCAAGUAAAGGGGAGCACGAAUAGGCAGGAUAGAGAAAUUAUUGGCAGAUUUGCUCGAUUGGCUAUAGGUGAGUUUCAAAAAACUACAACUGACAGACCCACUUUUGAGAUGGCUUACAUUAAUCUGGCUGAUGUGUAUGCAAAAUUAGGUCAGUAUGAAAAGGCAGAGGAAAAUUUUCAGAAAGCGUUAUGCAUGAAGGACAUUCCUGAUCACUUACAGCAAGAUAUUCAUUUCCGCUAUGGCCGCUUCCAAGAAUUUCACAGGAAAUCUGAAGAUGAGGCAAUCACCCAUUAUUUAAAAGGUCUCAAAAUAGAAGAAAAGUCCGUUGUCAGGGAUAAACUCCUAAAUGCUUUGGAGAAAUUGGCUAAAAGACGUGUUCAGCACAAUGUUUGUGUUGUGGAAAGCUUCAGCCUCUUUGGGCUGGUGCACAAAUUAAAAGGGGAGGUGAAUGAGGCCCUGCUGUGCUAUGAGAAGGCUCUGAGGCUCACAGAACACCUGAAUCCUAUGUUUUGAAGAACAGUUGACCAGUACCAAUGUCACAUGUUCGUUACUAAAUAUAAAAAAUGUUUAAUGUGGUGAACAUAAAUUAGUUGAAUACAGAAAACACGCAGCAAAAAAUAUUGAAUUUGUUAUUCAAUUUUUUAAUGCGUUUUGGAGUAGACUCCAUGAAGGAGGAAGUUCUGAUUGCUCAGCAAAAAGAUGCUCAGCUUUGGGGGAAAUACACAGAGAUAAGAUUGAUUAGUUUAAGCAGAAACCCUGUGUACCUGAAUUUGUAAGCUGAUACCAUGACAUUUUCUCUUAAAAUACAGGCAGUGUAUCAUUUUUACUUUCUGGUUAUAAUAUACUGCAGGAAUUUUAAAGAUCAUUUUAGGGGGAAGUCAAAUGAAAGUUAUAGGAAGAACAUUCUUCCUACUUCCUGUGAAUAGCACUGCUUUAAAAUGAACUUAUAAUGUAAGAAAAUAACCUAAUUAAUAGUCUAUUAGUACUCGAAUAGAUUCUAGUAAGUCAAAUUGUGGGUCCAGGUGGGCUAACUCCUCCCAGGAACACCAAUGAAAAGGUGUGACUGUUACCUGGCCAUUCACAAGAAAACAUUUCUGCGGUCUGACUCCUUUCUCCGUUGAUGUGAGUGGAAGUAGGUUAGGAAUAAUAUCAAUAGC